Molecule: messenger RNA, 1070 nt
Organism: Oryza sativa Japonica Group (Japanese rice)
Lineage: Eukaryota; Viridiplantae; Streptophyta; Magnoliopsida; Poales; Poaceae
Molecular function (GO): protein binding
Source: RefSeq, a predicted model, not a curated record
ACGUACGCGUCGUUGUCGGCGGCGACGACCGCAGCAUGGCGCCGCCCCUGGAAGACGACGAUUUUCUCCCGGAGAUCCUCCUCCGCCUCUCCCCCCGGACGUACGACCCCGCGCGCCUCGUCCGGGUCUCCGCCGUCUGCAAGGCCUGGCGCCGCGUCCUCGCCGACCCGAGCUUCUCCGGCCGCUACCGCGGGCUCCACGGCCCAAGGGCCCCCGUGCUCGGCGUCCUCCACAACCCGACCGACUGCGAGCUGGACCGCUUCGUCCCGACGGCCACGUCCUCCUCCUUCCGCCCGUACGCGCACGCCUCCUUCUACUCGUUGGACACCGGCGAGGCGGCGAGUGGAGGUUGGACCACGUCUGCAUCCACCUCGGCUCCGAGCUGGAGCCUGGAGGGGUACUACCUCGAGGACGACCGGCCCGCCGCCCACGUCGUCGGCGACUCGCUCUACUUCGUCGGCAAGUCCGGCGUCCUCCUGCGGUACCGGUACGGCCGUCUCCUAGUUAUAGACAGCGACGUCCUGUCGGUGAUCCAGCCGCCGCCGGACGCCAAGCGACGCCUCCGUCUCGGCUACACCGUCGUCAUGGCGUCCCCGGAGAACGAGCUGUGGAUGGGGAUUCUGCACCGUCACAUGCUCUCCCUGUGGGCGAGGGAGGAGGAGGACGACGCCGCCGCCGCCGCCAACGCCGGGUGGGUGCGGCGCAGCGUGAUCGAUCUCAAACCGGUGCUCCCGUGGCCGAUCGGGAAGCCCAAGGGCAAGGAGCGAGCGUGUUUGGCUGUAGUUGACGAAGACCCCGAUGUCAUCUUCGUGGGCACGGAGGAAGACGACGGUGUCUUCGCCGUGGAGCUCGAGUCGCUGGCUCGCUGCGCAUCAGGAAAGUAUGCGAGGUUGGCAAAUCAGGAGGCUGUUUGUUUCCCUUCGUGAGCUACUGCGCCGAGUCAUUUCUGGUUUCCUUUAGGUUGGUGAUGUUCAGGCCCUUCGUUGGGGAGGUUCUCGUCGGGAAGAUAAGUGGAUAUGAUGAAAAGGGUCUGCAUGGUGAGUUGUUUAUUUUCUUAUUGACAUUUAAAG